Molecule: messenger RNA, 2759 nt
Organism: Macrosteles quadrilineatus (aster leafhopper)
Lineage: Eukaryota; Metazoa; Arthropoda; Insecta; Hemiptera; Cicadellidae
Exons: 1
Coding region: 49-2478 (809 amino acids)
Biological process (GO): telomere maintenance; DNA repair
Molecular function (GO): DNA helicase activity
Source: RefSeq, a predicted model, not a curated record
GAUGGAGGCCAUCAUGUCCUAAUCAGAGUAGGUAACGAUGAAAUCCCUAUGGACAACCGAUGGGUAGUACCUUACUCGCCUGUAUUGUCCCGAACAUUUCUAACACAUGUUAACGUUGAGUACUGUAGCAGUGUAAAAUCUAUAAAGUACAUCUGCAAGUACAUAAACAAGGGCAGUGACCAGGCCACAUUUGCAGUAAGUAAUGACACAGACGAAAUUAAAAUGUACCAAAGUGGUCGGUAUAUAUGCACAUCUGAGGCGGUAUGGAGAAUUUUAUCAUUUCCUAUACAUGAGAGGUUUCCCGCUGUGUUGCAUUUAGAGGUCCACCUUCCAAAUGAGCAAAGAGUAUAUUUCCAGCCAGGCAAUGUUCGGGAAAGAAUGGACCAAAGUACAACUCUUUUGGCCUUCUUCAAUCUCUGCCAGACGGACGCCUUUUCAAGAACCCUCCUCUACAACGAGUUGCCCUAUUAUUACACAUACUCUAAACAAAGAGGUUGGUCCAGGAGGCGGAGAGGACAACCAGUACCAGGACAUCCUGACGUGAGACAAGAUCCGUGCAUCGGUAGGGUGUACACUGUCCAUCCAAGCUGCAGUGAGCGUUACCAUCUCCGACUCCUCCUACACACUGUUCGAGGUCCAACAUCUUUUGAGGAUCUCAAGACUGUUGAUGGUGUGCUCCAUCCAAAUUUCCAAUCCGCAUGCCGUGCCCUUGGUUUACUAGAGGAUGAUGCGUGCUGGGAGGGCACUCUUGCAGAAGCUGCUGUUUCUGACAGUCCCACCAAGUUGAGGGAUCUCUUCAGUGUCUUAUUAGUAUUUUGCAAUGUGAGCAACCCUCUUGAGCUCUGGAUCAGAUUCAGAGAUUCCCUCUCAGAGGACUUUUUGAGAUCUGCACAUCAAGUCGACAUUAACACCACCUUUGAAAACAAUCCUAUCAUAUAUGACCAGUGCCUAGCAAGCAUUCAAGAGACAAUCACUCGCAUGGGAGGACUUGGGCUCGAAAGCUACAACUUACCAGUACCAGCCAUAGAUGUCAAUCAGUUAAACCAUGAUUAUAUCAGAGAGACAAGUUACGACCAUCCCGAACUCAUUAGGUUUAUUGAACAGUGUACGCCAACUCUCAACGAGGAGCAGCGCCAAGUGUAUGAGCAAGUUUUGACGAGCAUAAAUGGACAAAGAAACAAGAUGUUUUUUCUUGAUGCUCCUGGAGGUACUGGAAAGACCUACCUCAUAAAGCUGAUUCUCGCAAAGGUUAGAUCAAACAGUAAGAUUGCUCUUGCUGUGGCCUCUUCUGGCAUUGCAGCAACCCUUCUGCCAGGUGGAAGAACUGCCCAUUCCAUGUUCAAAAUCCCAAUAAAUGUAGAGCAUAUGGACAUCCCGAUUUGUUCUAUAUCGAAGAGCGCUCCCAUGGCACGAGUUCUACAAGCAGCCUCCUUAAUAGUCUGGGACGAGUGUACGAUGUCCAAUAAACUGACAAUCGAGGCCCUCGACAGAACACUCAAAGAUAUGAGGAACAGUAAUAAGAUCAUGGGUGGAGUGACGGUAUUGUUCUCUGGUGACUUCCGCCAAACUCUGCCAGUUGUAGUGAGAGGCACAAGGGCGGAUGAAAUUAACGCCUCUAUGAAAAGAUCUACCCUAUGGCCAAUAAUGAACAAACUGGCGUUAACAAAGAACAUGCGGGCCAAUAUUGGAAAUGAGGUGGAAGAAUUCUCCAAUGUUCUGUUAAAGUUGGGAGAUGGAAAGCUGGGUAACGUUGAUGGAACUAUCGAUAUACCACCUUCUCUUGGUGUUAUUGUUCAAACCCAAGAUGAACUCAUCGAGAAAGUCUAUCCAGGAAUUGAAGACCUCCCAAACAAGAGCAGUGCCUGGUUAUGCAAUAGGGCUAUUCUCACUCCAAAAAAUGAAGUUUCAACAAAGAUAAAUAAGAAAGUGAUGUCCCUAUUCCUAAGCGAGGACAAGACAUAUUUGUCGGUGAACACAGUUCUAAGAAAUGAUGACGCAGUGCACUACCCGGCAGAGUUUCUUGACUCGGUGACAGCACCUGGACUACCCGCCCACGAACUUAAUCUUAAAAUUGGUAUUCCCGUUAUGCUUCUAAGAAAUUUAAACCCUCCUAAAUUAUGCAAUGGGACUCGGCUUCGAAUUCGAAGUCUCCAGCGAAAUGUCAUAGAAGCCGAAAUUCUAACAGGCUGUGGUGCGGGAGAAGUGGUGUUUGUCCCCCGGAUCCCCCUCAUCCCAAGCAACUAUCCCUUUGAGUUUAAGCGCCUGCAAUUUCCCUUAAAUCCAUGUUUUUCCAUGACGAUCAACAAAUCGCAAGGUCAGACACUGUCAACAGCAGGGAUUGAACUAGGUGACGCGCAAUGUUUUUCACACGGACAGCUGUACGUGGCGUGCAGCCGAGUGCGAUCGCCAACCAACCUUUACAUACAUGCCCCAGGCGGUCGAACCACUAAUAUAGUAUAUGAAGAGGCAUUAAGUUAGGCAACCUUUUAAUUUUUUGUGUUUUUUGUUUUUCUUCACUAUUUAAUAUUUAUUUUCAAUGUAUGUCAUUUGUUGUUUUUGAAAUUUUGAUAUUGUAAUUUCGCUGUGACAAAUGUUAAGCGCUUCAACUCUGCUAUCUUUGCCAACUUUGUUAUUUAAAACUUUCGAAUAUUUUUUAAGAUUUAAGUUUUUUAAUGUAUUUUUAUGUACUAAAUUAUGUUAAAAUAAAUUAAUCAUUGUUAUUACAAAAAGUUUGUAACCUUAUUCUUGAAUAAACCCGU